This is a messenger RNA of Vicia faba (fava bean), 705 nucleotides long. NCBI's taxonomy places the organism in Eukaryota, Viridiplantae, Streptophyta, Magnoliopsida, Fabales, Fabaceae. The record is from the annotation of a GenBank genome assembly.
AUGGAUUCAACCUCUGGAGUCCGAGCAAUUCCUGUUAUGCAGCUUUUCUACAGGCUCUCAUCUGCUGUGGGUGGACCUUUCAUAGACAGCUCAAAGCCCAACAGUUUAGAUUUAGAGAAACUAAUCAAAUGGUUUUUGGAUGAGAUUAAUCUCAACAAACCAUUUGUAGCCAGAACCCGGUCUUCAAUUGGGGAAGUUGCAAUCCCGGUCUUCAUGUUUUUCACAUUGAUGCUUAGAAAUUGGCAUCAGCCUGGUAGUGAUGGUUCCAUGCCAAGACACAGCGGAACUACUGAUGUUCAUGAUAAAAAUGUAAUCCAACAUUCUUCAUCCACUUCCAAGACUUCAGUCGAUGACCGAGAGAAGAACGACUUUGCAUCACAGCUGCUUCAAGCAUGUGAUUCUCUUAGGCAGCAAUCUUUUGUAAAUUAUUUGAUGGAUAUACUGCAGCAACUAGUGCAUGUUUUCAGAUCUCCUAUUAACAGUGAAGGUGGACAUAGUAAUGCUGGACCUGAAUGCGGGGCUUUGCUUACAGUACGUAGAGAUUUACCUGCUGGCUUCAUUUUGAAAAGGAUAAGGCUUUGGCAUGACGGUUUCAACCUGUUUGGAUCAGUGAGCCAAGUGAGGGUGAUGCAAUUAACAUACUCAUGGGUAUACGUGAUAAAUUCGAGGAACAUCACAAAUGCAUAUAUACAGAAGAUGCCUUAA